This is a messenger RNA of Dioszegia hungarica, 594 nucleotides long. RefSeq lists its product as uncharacterized. The coding region runs from base 1 to 594 and encodes 197 amino acids. The record is from RefSeq and is a predicted model, not a curated record. The transcript has a single exon. Lineage: Eukaryota; Fungi; Basidiomycota; Tremellomycetes; Tremellales; Bulleribasidiaceae.
AUGAUCUCCUCGUACGCCACGGUCGCGCACCAGUCGAUAGCGCGACACCGGCAUCGGCGGCCACGGGGAACGCCGGAGGAACUCCCCGACUUUGGGCGCUCUAUGCACGUCCUAGGCACGGUCAGCCAGCUGGCCAUCCGGUUCGGCAGUCGCACGCGGUGGACACUCGAUGACUCUCCAGAAGCGGACUGGGCGGACGUCGUCCUCAGCAUACUCGGUCAAAUCCACAAGGUCAUCGCUAUUCGGGACAGCUCCCUCGGUCAAUUCGAAGCGGGCGAGGCGCCCUACCGGGACAUUGCCAUGCUAGAAAUAUACAACUCUACCAAUCGCUUCACUCCAGAAAAGCUCUUUUCGAGGAUCGACGAGCUUCCGCUCGCUGGCGGGAACCUCGGUCUAUCCUUUUCCGGGUACGGGGCGGGGGACACUACUACCCAUACUCUCUCCAAAGGGGAGCAGCGACGGCUUUGCCAUCAACUGGGAGAGCAUCUGCAGGCGUACAUGAGGGAGAGGAGCGGAUUGGGGGAUGAGGUGGUGUGGCGCCCGUCGUUUGAGACGCCGGUGUGCGCUGCUUGCGGGACGGGAGGGCCGCGAUAG